AUGUCACGGGAAAUUGAUCGAUGGCCAACUCCGGCCAAGGUCCGACCAAUGAAAGUGAUCGUGGCCAGCCCUAGCCGUUCAGGGACCCUGAGCAUGUACACAGCAAUGAAGGUACUGGGCUUCAGGUCGUAUCAUUUCUAUGAGUGUGUCGUCGAGAAAGGAUUGCCGCAUAUCAAUCUCUUCAACGAGGCAGCCACGGCGCAGUACAAUCGGCUCUCUGGGAUUAAGCGAUAUACAAGGGCUGAUUUUGACAAGUGGCUGCAUGAGUAUGACUGUCUAGUUGAGAUCCCCAGCUACAUGGGGAAAAAUGUAUUUGAGGCAUACGCGAACGAGCCUGAGGUGAAGUUUAUUCUCACGGAGCGACAACCGGAGAAGUGGGCAAGAUCCGUGAACAACUCGGCUGGUGGUGUGGUCAAAAUGGCAACCAGCUUCCCAAUUUCUGUGCUGAAGUACUUUGAUGCCACGCUCUUCGCAUUCAUGAAAACAAACGUGCUCAUGUACAACGCGUUUUCGAGCGGCACGAAUAUUGGCGACCCAGACAAUGAGGAAGAGCUAUGCAAAUAUUACAAUGACUAUAUCAAAAUGGCUAAAGAAACAAUUCCAGCGGAACGCCUACACAUCAUCAAGCUUGAAAAUGGUGUGGAUUGGGAGGAUAUCUGCCCUUUCUUGGGGGUGCCAAUCCCCGACGAAGAAUAUCCCACUCCCAAUGACCCGGAGAACUUCAAGGCCUUAGUGAAUGGCUUCUUGAAACCGAGGCUCCUGUCGGCGACUAUGAAGCUGAGUGCUGUGGCUUUGCCAGCUUUGGGAAUUCUUGGCUGGGCAUCUAUCAAGUUCGGACCUCCACUCCUGGCUACACUGAGGGGAGUCUAA
This is a messenger RNA of Penicillium canariense, 870 nucleotides long. RefSeq names its product sulfotransferase family protein. The transcript has 4 exons. The record is from RefSeq and is a predicted model, not a curated record. The coding region runs from base 1 to 870 and encodes 289 amino acids. Lineage: Eukaryota; Fungi; Ascomycota; Eurotiomycetes; Eurotiales; Aspergillaceae.